CCGUUCUUUGAUUGGCUUCACAAACGAGAAUAUCUUCUCGGAUUAUUCCGGCUUAUCACGACAUUUCACGAUUUUGACCGAAAAUGGGAUGCUGAAGCUGAAAGUUAGCCAAGUUUUUUUGAAAUUGGAUCAAGUUUAUAAUUACGUGUAACACAGAAAGAAAUGGAGUACAGUACAUAUUCUGAGAUGGAUUGUGAUCUGGAUGGGCGAUGUCGAGACAUGUUCUGGGAGUUUGUCUACAUCGUGGUCAUCCCUGGGGCCGUCCUCUUCACUAUUGUAUUCAUUACAAGCAUUCUCAUGUGCUGUAAUACAUGUAAAAGGAAGAAAAGUGAUAUUCUGACAGAUGAGACCCAGUUGCUUCAGUACAACUCGAUACGUCGUGCCUCUCUGAAUCUCCGCCACCUGUCCAGGAAUCGGGACACACCCCUGUUGUCAGCUCGUGCAGAUCGAGAGUACAGGACGGCCUCAUUAAACAUGGACGGGGAACAGAGGUACAGACGGACGGGACAUGCAACCUCCAGCGCUCCAGGCACUUUGCAAAGAGAUCGGGAUAGGCGUCAGCGUCAUCAGAUGACAAGGCGUUCCCUUACAGAUGUUCUACAAGCGGCUGCAGAUGGCCUACAAACAAGCACAGAGUAUAAAGAAUCUGUUCCAACAUCUGAGCAACAACAGGAAUCAGGAAGGAAACAAAGUCAGUCAAGCAUGCAAGCGCAGGGAUCUGGGGUGGAGUAUGCAGAGUUGAACCACGAGGCAAUGACGGCCAGCACAUCUGCUGGUUCACCCAGUGAGAGACUCAUACAAUAGAGCACAUGAGCAAUAGCUUGUUAAGCAUUGUUUAACAUGAACUAAUCAUGCUUUGAUACAAUAGAACACAUACAACAUGAGCAAUGACAUGAUGAACAUUGUUUAACAUGAACUUUUUGUGUUAUUUUACGUUACAAAACAUUUACAUGAACAAUGGCAUUUAUUCUUUUUAACAUAGACUAAUUGUGCUUUUAUACAAUAGAACACAUAAUAGAUAAUCAAUGGUGUGUUAAGUGUAAAAAUAGCUCACACAACUGAACUACUUGACAUGAACAUACCCAGUGAAUAACUGGUACAAUAGAUUUAUCAGACAUUCAGAAUGUUUUGUGGUACCUUGUGAAAAACUCGUACAAUAAAAAUAGGUAACAUGAACAUACA
Mya arenaria is the source of this 1182-nucleotide messenger RNA. RefSeq lists its product as uncharacterized. Lineage: Eukaryota; Metazoa; Mollusca; Bivalvia; Myida; Myidae. The record is from RefSeq and is a predicted model, not a curated record. Gene Ontology annotation, cellular component: sarcoglycan complex. Bases 163 to 804 code for a protein of 213 amino acids. The transcript is spliced from 6 exons.